Messenger RNA from Cuscuta europaea, 1486 nucleotides. Lineage: Eukaryota; Viridiplantae; Streptophyta; Magnoliopsida; Solanales; Convolvulaceae. The record is from the annotation of a GenBank genome assembly.
CAGUGUAUGGCCUAGUACAUGCUAAACGUCCACAGUCCACUCCAGCGCAGGCUGCGCAGCAGAAAGAAAAGAACGCAGAACGGCCACAACCAAAGCCAGCGACGAAAAACGAAGCGCAGAACUCCGUCCGCGCAGAGAGAAAAGAACGCAGAAGGAAAGGAACGCAGCAGACGGUCCGUCCGCGCAUAGCAACGCCAAGCGCACGCCCCCUCCGUCCGACCCUGUCCGCCGCUCGCCCUGCGCAGAUACGCUGCUAGCGGCUAGCCUGCUAUGUUCUUUUGAGUCUUUGACUGCUGACCUGCCUCCAGUUCUCUCGACUUCUCGAGGAGUCGAGCCGUCGAGGUAAUCAGGAUCCUGGAUUAAUCACUCCAACAGUCCAACCCUUUUAAGAACAAUUGAUUUUCGUACUUAGUCCCGAAAUACAAAUUUAGGGAUUAUCUAUUAUAAAGAAGUUAAAUGACAAUGGAUGUGAAGCCACCAAACACCAUCCCAAGCUUCAUUGACCAAGCAGUAGUCCCAGGAGAUGUAAUCUUGGAUCUUUCUUCAAUGACUAACCAAACCAUAAAGCUCGGAAGCGGCCUUAGACAGGACUGCGAUGCUGUAUCUGUUAUGAAAGCUGGAAUAUUGAGAUAUGCAAAGCCAAACAAAUACUGGGUUGAAAGCUCCCAUAAAAGAUAUGUUCCCUGUGCAGGGGAUUCAGUCCUUGGAAUUGUGGUCGACUCCAAAGCUGAUAACUUCCUUGUGGACAUUAAAGGGUCAAUGUUGGCAUAUUUGCCAGUGUUAGCAUUUGAAGGUGGAACUAGAAGAAACAUUCCCAAAUUUGAGGAAGGUACUCUGAUUUAUGCUCGUGUUGUCAAGGCCAAUCCCGGGAUGAACCCUGAGUUGUCCUGCACCGAUGCUAGUGGAAAGGCUGCAGAGUUUGGUCCCCUUAAAGAGGGGUACAUGUUUGAGUCAUCAACUGGCUUAUCACGAAUCCUUUUGAGUACUCCAACAUGUCCAGUUCUUGAAGCUCUCGGUAAAAAGCUCUCUUUCGAGAUAGCAACUGGUUUGAAUGGCCGCGUUUGGGUAGAUGCAUCUUCCCCUGCCAUAACUAUCCUCGUCGCAAAUGCCAUAAUGAAUUCUGAGUCGCUGAGUCCCGUGCAACAGAAGAUUAUGGCUGAGAAGCUCCUCCAAAGAGUCCAAUAAGUUAACUGUAACAGUGAAUUGGUUUGUAUGGGUGGUUUUAGAGUCCAAUUAAUGUUCUGGCCCAAUUAGGGAUUGCUUUUUUUUUUUAUUAACAAUUUUGGUAAUACUUUUUAUUUCAAUGUGUGAAAGAGAUUGUUUCUUUUUUUGAAUUUGCAUUAGAUUGCAACCAUAAUGUGAAUUCACUCCUUGUAUACCAGAUUACCAGCCAUAAUUUUGGUGAACAUUUUGUAGGGGAACAGGGAAGUGCUAACUCUUAAUAAUUUAACUGGUGUUAAAUAUCAAGUUGUUCGAGUUACGAGUU